AUGAAGACUUUCGCGUCCUCGCUGGACACACUCCAGGGCCUUUGCCCCACCGCUUCUGAUCCAGACGCCAUAGGCCUCCCAUCUGCUCCAGACUCGGAAGCACAACUUCAGAGACGAACGGAGCUGGAGAGCGUCUCUUCGACCCCAAAGUGUUUCGAAAUAACGGAGGGAAAUUUUGAGAGAGACGCGGAAGCCGCUGCUGCGUUGUCCGAGGCGCGCGACGCUUCUGAGUCGAACGAACAAUUUUUCUUGCGGAUGGAGUCGCCUGAAGACUCAUUGUCGCGUUCUGGGUCGACUGCUCGGAGGGGAGAGGCUGAGGUCCGAAGCGCGAAGAGUUUUCAGAGAGAGACGGGGAAAGAAGAAUCGGAGGAAGCACCGCCAGCAUCCUCCAAGCUGGUGUAUCUUUUGCAGAACGCAGAGGCAAGACGGGAGUUCCUCAGCACAGCGAUAAAUGCAGUGACGCCUGUGCACCGGCAUGCGACGCCGUGGGCAGAUGACGACUUGUGCCCUGCCUCAGCUUCAAGUUCCAGGGACGCCUCUCCCUGUCUCUCGAUCGGUCGGAUCCAAGGCGAAGAUGAGGGAGAGACACGCCAAACUGAGAGGCGAGAGACACACCUGAGCUCCGACAAAGACGCCGACAAAGACGCAGUGCAGGCGUUUGGGCGGGAAACCUCAAGUCCCUCACGAGGACCUUGCUCUGGCGGAAGUGUAGAAAGAAAAGAAGGCGGUCGAGGCAGAGAGAAACUUCUCAGCGCCAGCACCCAUCAGAAUGGAACGCGGGAAGGGCGGCCUUGCAGAGCGACGAAAGGCGAGGGAAGAGACAAGGUGGCAAGCGUGAAGUCGUCGAUCUACAACGUGUACGGAAAACCAAGAGCGAAGCACCAGUUCGCCUGCCCAGAUCGAUUCAUCUCCAAGAUGAUCGUCGCCAGAAAACACGGGGAGAGAAGCGCCGAGUUCAGUCCGAAUGAAAAAUAUCAAACCGUCGAAGCGCCGGUCGACAGAAAAAUCAAAACUGCGUCCAUGUGCCCCUUCACGCAACCCAAGGCCUCCCAGGUCCGGUCUCCAAAGGAACAGCCGCAGAGACUUGUCGAAGUUUUCCCAAGUCAUUUGGAUUUCGGCGUCUGCAAGGUGGGAGAGCGCAUGCGGCUGGGCACCCGAGUGCGAAACAUCGACUCCGAUGUCUGUCGAUUUUCGGUCGCCCUCGAGCACACAGGUCCCGAGGAAGCAUUUGAAAUUCAACUCUUCUACACAGCAGGACGAGUCGCCCCUGGUCUCUGUUUGGAAAUUAUUGCGGACCUCGUUGCCUCUUCUCCCGGUCCGAUUUCUGCGGCGAUUAUUGUCACACACAAAGCGCAUUUAAUUCGCGUUCCGAUCACGGCUCAGGCUGUGUAG
This is a messenger RNA of Toxoplasma gondii ME49, 1392 nucleotides long. RefSeq lists its product as hypothetical. NCBI's taxonomy places the organism in Eukaryota, Apicomplexa, Conoidasida, Eucoccidiorida, Sarcocystidae. The coding region runs from base 1 to 1392 and encodes 463 amino acids. Gene Ontology annotation, cellular component: axonemal central apparatus. Gene Ontology annotation, biological process: axonemal central apparatus assembly. The record is from RefSeq and is a predicted model, not a curated record. The transcript has 5 exons.